Molecule: messenger RNA, 6251 nt
Organism: Gracilinanus agilis (Agile Gracile Mouse Opossum)
Lineage: Eukaryota; Metazoa; Chordata; Mammalia; Didelphimorphia; Didelphidae
Gene: GAB1
Product: GRB2 associated binding protein 1
Exons: 10
Source: RefSeq, a predicted model, not a curated record
UUUCCUUCUCAGGCAUGGAAGAGGCGGUGGUUUGUGCUCCGAAGUGGCCGUUUGACGGGAGAUCCAGACGUAUUGGAAUACUACAAAAAUGAUCACGCCAAAAAGCCCAUCCGCAUUAUUGACUUAAACUUAUGUCAACAAGUAGAUGCUGGAUUGACAUUUAACAAAAAGGAGUUUGAAAACAGCUACAUUUUUGAUAUCAACACUAUUGAUCGAAUCUUCUACUUAGUAGCAGACAGCGAGGAGGAAAUGAAUAAGUGGGUUCGUUGCAUUUGUGACAUCUGUGGGUUUAACCCUACAGAGGAAGAUCCAGUGAAGCCCCCUGGCCCUUUGCAGGCCUCUUCCGACUUCCCCUUAGCUGUGAGUACAUCUCCGCCCUCCAUGCAGAUGGACCCCUCCUCUGGCACUCUACCUCCUCCCUAUCAGCUAAUUAACUUACCAUCGCACCUGGAGCCUCUUCCUAUUCAGGAUGACCCCCAAGACUACCUCUUGCUCAUCAACUGUCAAAGCAAGAAGCUUGAGCCUACAAGACCACAUGCUGAUUCGGCCAAAUCCACCUCUUCCGAGACAGACUGCAACGAUAAUGUCCCUUCUCAUAAAAAUUCUGCUUCCUCUCAGAGCAAGCACACGGUGAAUGGCUUUUUUCCACAGCAAACCUUGUACGACCCCCUCCCCUCCUCCAGCCUGUAUAACCUGCCUCGGAGCUACUCCCAUGACGUCUUACCCAAAACAGCGUCGCCAUCGAGCACGGAGGCGGAUGGGGAGCUUUACGUCUUUAAUACCCCGUCGGGAACGUCAUCCCUAGAAACACAAAUGAGGCACGUUUCCAUUAGUUAUGACAUUCCCCCCACCCCCGGGAACACGUACCAGAUUCCCAGAACUUUUCCUGAAGGAGCUCUGGGCCAGACGGCCAAACUAGAGACGAUCCCAGAUAUUCCUCCACCUCGGCCCCCGAAACCGCACCCUGCUCACGACCGAUCGCCUGUGGAAACCUGUAGCACCGGCCGCGCUGCCUCAGAAACCGACAGCAGUUACUCCAUCCCCACUGCUGCCGGCCCACCAGCGCGGAGUAACACCAUUUCUACUGUGGACUUGAACCGUCUGCGUAAAGAUCCUAGUUCUCAAGACUCCUAUGAUAUUCCACGAACAUUUCCAAGUGAUAGAUCUAGCUCCCUUGAAGGCUUCCAUGCCCACCUCAAAAACAAAAGCAUGUUGACAGUGGGGAGUGUGUCAAGUGAAGAACUGGAUGAAAACUAUGUCCCAAUGAACCCCAACUCUCCACCACGACAGCAUUCCAGCAGCUUUACAGAGCCAAUUCAUGAAGCUAACUACGUGCCAAUGACCCCUGGGACAUUUGACUUUUCAUCCUUUGGGAUGCAAGUCCCACCUCCCGCUCAUAUGGGCUUCCGGUCAAGCCCAAAGACCCCGCCCCGGAGGCCAGUUCCUAUGACAGACUGCGAGCCCCCACCUGUGGAUAGGAACCUCAAGCCAGACCGGAAAGGUCAAAGUCCCAAAAUUUUAAGACCUAAACCCCAUGGUUUAGAGCGAACUGAUUCACAAACCAUAGGUGACUUUGCUACAAGACGAAAGGUAAAGCCAGCACCACUGGAAAUCAAACCAUUGCCAGAAUGGGAAGAGCUACAAGCCCCUGUGAGAUCUCCUAUUACUAGGAGUUUUGCAAGAGACUCCUCCAGGUUUCCUUUGUCUCCCAGACCGGAUUCUGUUCACAGCACAACUUCAAGCAGUGACUCCCACGACAGUGAAGAGAACUACGUGCCCAUGAAUCCGAAUUUGUCCAGUGAGGACCCCAAUCUGUUUGGUAGCAAUAGCCUGGAUGGAGGAGGCAGUCCAAUGGUCAAGCCUAAAGGAGACAAACAGGUGGAAUACCUAGAUCUUGAUUUAGACUCUGGGAAAUCAACCCCACCACGAAAGCAAAAGAGCAGCGGCUCCGGCAGCAGUGUGGCCGAUGAGAGAGUGGACUAUGUUGUAGUGGACCAACAGAAGACGUUGGCACUGAAGAGUACUCGAGAAGCCUGGACUGAUGGGAGACAGUCUACAGAAUCUGAAACUCCAACCAAGAGUGUCAAAUGAAGAUCCUCUCACUGCCUUCCAAGAACCGAAGCAGCCAAAAUCCUCAAGAUAAUCCCUGGUAACAGAUGGUACAGAGCCACAUCCACAGCAGUGUUGGACUGAAGAGGACUUGACUGCUCAACUCCUGCUAGAACCUUGAAAUGAUUGGAGUUGAAGUCAAUGGACAUUUCAGACAAAAUCAAGCAGUUGAUUAUCCUAAAUGGUGCUUUGUGGUAUCUGAACAAAUUAUAAGAUGUAAAUAACAUAGAAAAAUAGUAUUGGUUAGCUCCCAGACAAACAUUUGUUCUCCAGUUAAUACAUUUGUAGUAUUACUAUAUUUAUGCACUUUUUCAGUUAAAAUAUGGGUUCCGGAAUGCCUAAAUGAUGUACCUUAAUGCAGUUCUUUGGGGAGCUCUCAUUUUUCCUCACACUACUCUAAAUAACAAUUCUAGAUUAAUUAAGCUACAUAUAGAGUGGAAAUUGGUGUCUACACUUCACUUUGCCCAUUUUUAAAUGCAUUAGAAGCAGAUUCACAACUUAAUUGACUACCUGAAACUUCAAGUGGUGAACAGUGGUUUACUGCUGUUUUUUAUUUAAUACAAAAUAUAAUUAGGGGCUUACCAUUUGCCCUCCUAACACAUAUGCUAUAAGUUAAUAAUAAUGAACCAUUCUGGAUUUAGGACCUAGUAUUCUCGCUUAGCCUCAUCUAGUUUAGCCAUGGAAUUCCUCUAGUUGUUGUUGUUCUUGUUGUUAAUGACAGUGUUUGGGGUUCAUUGGGUGAAGAUUCUGCAGGGUAGGAUCUUGCACUUUUUAAAGACUCAGUAAUUAAGUAUCAAGUUAGCCUGCAAACCACUGAGGGCAUGCAGUCAUGUUGUGCUUCACACUUAUUAACAUGGAUUGAUCUUUACAUUAUUUACGAAAGGUAGAAACUAGCGAAAUAAUCAGGUACGUCCGGAGCAAUGCUGUGCUAAUCACACUGAUCGGCUUUAGACAGUGAGCUUUUAGUCUUAUUUACAAGUCCUGGCAUUUGGUUUCCAACUUGAAAUUAGUGGGACAGUUGACAUUCACUGUUAGUACUAGUAACAUACUGUGAUUUUUUAAUUAGACAGUAAUACAGAUUUAUUAUUCUAUGAAUGGAAAUAACUAUGUUUUGACACCAUAGUGCCCUUUCUAUGAAUUUUUAUUUUACUUAAUCUCCUUCUUGGCCUUAUAUUUAAAUCCCUAUGCAACUGAUAUUUUAUAUAUAUAUAUAUAUACACAUUUUUUUUAAAAAAAGAAUACAUGCUGUAAUAUAAGUAAUUGCCACGUGUGACUCCUAUUGCUUUUCCAGUAGAGGAUGUAAAGGUUUUUUGUACUGUGAUUUUUAUUCACUGCCCCAAGUCCAGAUACACUCAGAGCCUCAGUCCAACGUGACAAAUGGCAAAUUUGGCUUUGGGCACCCAUAUCAGGGUGUGUUCUUGAGAGCACCAGAAGAAUUUUGGGAUGACACCAUCCCUCACCUUAAACUUGGUCCUAUGCCCCGAGUACCAAGGCAAUGGCAUUCAAACCUGACUGCAAUGGAUCCCCCCCUGCCUUGGUUUAGAAACAUGAUUUAGUUAUCAGGAAGAAACUACUCUUAUUUACCUAAAUAUAAGGCCUAGUCUAUAUGGAAUAAAAUAUACUAACAUGGAAGAGAGAAGGCUAUGUCCCCAGUUGUAAGCCGUCUCUCCCUCCUUUCAUCCAGACCUCUGAUUGUUGCCUAUUUAAACCAUUGUGUCCUAUUUUCUAGCAUGUUGGCCUUAUUGCUGUGCCUAAUUAUAUCCCUCAAUCCACAGUGUAUAAAUUAUCCUAAUAAGGUAGCUUGUAGAGCUAGUAAUAUUUUGAUGCUUUCAAUGUUUGUUUCUUUUGGGGGGGGGACACAAAACCACACACAAAAAAACCCCAAAAACUAAAACCGGGACGUACUUUCUAAGGUGAUUUAAAAAAUAAAUCAGAUUGUUCAAGAGUGAUGUGUUAAGCUGUUUUGCCAUGCAAGCAUAAAAUAAAAGCUAAGUGCUAUGACAUGUGCCUAAACUACCCAAACAUAGUUAGUUGGUCUGUGAAGAUGCUAAAUUCUGUUGCCUAGUACAUGUGACUUAAAUCUCAAAUGUUUUCAGAGAGAAGUUACUGAUAACUGAGAAAUAGGAACUAAUGUGUUAUUUUUUAAAUUGUCUUUAGGAUCUCAAACUAUGGUGAAAAAAUGUUAUGUUUCUUUUUUGCAUAGCUCUGUCAAGUUAUUCGAUGUUUCCCCUAGGAAUGCAGCACUCCUAGCAGGUCAGAGUUGUGAGUGUUUUCCCCUCAGGUAGAGUGAGCACUCGGUAUUUGAAGUUUUUGAGGAAGGCAGUUUGCUGUAGGAAAUUAACAUCCACUGAAAAUUUCUUGCCGAUAUUCAAUGAAAGAUGAAAUUCUCGUGGAAAGUGAGUCUGGUGCUAAAUCAAUCAGUGGGGUUGUGGAUGUCCGAGAACACUGGGCUGGGUUUGGGGAUCUCAGCUCUUUUUUUCCCUUGUGAUCAGUGUUCAGAAAAUGUUAAAUAUGUAUUUUAAACAUUAAAAAUAAUUUUGUUAAUGGCUUGCUUUCUAAGCAACUACCACACUUCAUGAAGGUGUCUAGUGUUUCACAACUUAAUCUUUAUUUACAUUUUUUAAAAAUUCAGCUUUUCUACUCGCCUGACUUUCAAAGGAUUUAAGCUAUUUGAACUUACAACGGGCAUCUUAGUCCAGUUUUUAAGCUGUCAGUGGUAACGUUUUUGUCUGUACUCUCGCCAAUUACGCGUACACACAAAUAUAUCAAUACCACAUGAGCAACUGUGAGCAGAAUAGAGAAUACUACUAUGCAGAUACUCUGAGGUACAUAGUUAGACAUAGGCACCUGUGACUUCUAAAAAAAAAGAAACUACACGCAACUGAAGAAAUAGGAGACCAAACUAAAUUUGGGGUAUAAACCCAGUAGUGCAUAGCCCCAUUACAGUUUUUGCUGGCCUCAUUUUUUUCCCCUAAACUAGGACAAAUGGACUUAGAGUUAAUAUUUGUGGAUGCUAGUAAGUUGAAAAUAUCACAUCAGUUUUAUUCCCAUCGGUAGGAAGUAACCAGAUUUCUCCCCUUCUAUUCUGUUGAAUCUUUUUCAAGGUUUCAUGGCUACAUAACUAGAACACUAAGUAGAAUGUGCCCAACUGCUUCCUUUUUUUGCCUCAUCAAAAUUAUAGAGUUAUUCAAAAUCCUUAAUGUUUAGAAACUGUGAGAGAUGAACUAUUGCCUCUAGUUUUAGGACCCAACCGCUGAUGGUGGAAGGCAAGGCCGGCCAUAUAGUAAAAGGCAAUAUGAGUAUAAAUGAACAAAUCAUGCAUAUACCUAUGCACAUGUGUGUAUAUAUAUAAAUAGGAUUUCCCACUACAGCACAGCUGUCAAUAACAUCCUCAUUUUUAUAAAUGGUGUGUUUUCCCCAAAAAUUCAUAGCUAUGAUAAAAUGAACUUUGAUCCAGUUUACUCAUUGAAUUUGGCAAUUUUGCUUUAACUAUUUUUUGAUGUAUUUACACAGACAUAUCAACAAUGCCCCACAAAUAUAUAUAUAUAUAUAUAUAAGAUUUGCCAUUCCAAGUAAGACCUAUGGGCUGUUCAGUUCAGUACUGUGUCUGACAGUACGCCCAGCAGUGUUGAUUUGUAGGGAGGUGUGGUUGCCCUCUCUAUGGGCAGCCCCCAAAAGUUAGGAAAUAAAUUGUAACUGGUUCAAUUCCCCAAUUCUCUUGCCUUUUCUGUACUUCUGCAGAGUAAAGUUAGGCGGAGUAAUUCAUGAAUAUUCUAGGAAUUCAAAUGUAAAUAGAAUUUCUGAGAAGAAAUAAUCUUUCUUGGUUGUGUUGUAGAAGCAGAACUUCUUGAUUACCCAUUUUGUUGUGAGAAAUCUCAUGGAGAAUUGAAAGGUGGUUGAGUGACAGGUUACAUUUCAUUACUGUUGAGCUAAUCUGGUAACACCUCCCUAAACUUAGCCAUUUUAACACUAAGCAAAAUUAUUUUUCUUAAAGGUUAUUAAAAUAAAUGGAAAAUUGUAAAAAUUUCAAAACAAAAGUUUCCAAGCUUGUUUCUCUAAUCUGUGUAUGGCCAAAGACUGGGGUUUUGCUUUUUUUCUUUUGCUACUCUUACUUGUUUUAUUAAAUUACUGCCUCUGAGAAA